AUGGAGGUGGACUUCCUCUGUGCGGCCUUGCAGGGCCUCGUGCUCGGAGGUGGCCUGGCUAUGGCUUUGCUUUGCGAUUUGCGUGUCUUGGACCACCAAAGCUCCCUGUCGCUGGGGAAUCUCUCGCGUGGGAUGGUUCCCUGCAUGCUGCUGUCCUGCCAUCUUCUCCUGAGCCUGUCCAGCGCCAUGGACCUCUACCUCACCGACGACGCCUGCACUCCGGCACACUGGCAGGCCCAUGUAGGAGAUACUGUCAUGCCUUCGACGCAGCAAGCCCGGGCGGAGGCCUGGGCGCUCUUGGCCGCAGCCCAGCUAACCCGACUAGCGGGGCUGCGGAUGCCCAUCGGAGUCACAGCAUCGGCACGCUUCGUAGAAGAGGCCGUCGCCCUGCAGCUGAGCCUUCGCUGCGAGCCUGCCCUGACGUCCUUGCCUGUCCUGUGUUUGGAGAAGGAGAAGAAAGACAAGAAAGAGAAGAAAGAGACAGAGCGGGAGCGGGAAGCCGUUCCCGGAAGGGAGGCCAAAGGCAAAGGCUCAGUCACAUAUGCUGGUUUCCGGGCAGCUCUGGCGGCCUUGGCUCUCGUUUUUGUCAACUUUAUGGCCGCUUCUCCGCCUUUUCGGCUUGUGGCAAAAUGGACAGCUGUUUACAAGACGCUUUCGCUUUCGCUGCAGCUGCGCCGCUGCAGCCGGACCAUAGGAGUAGGCUGUGCAGACCGGCCUCGCUUUGAACCGAGAGAUUUCAUGUCCAUCAUGGCGAAGCUCUGA
This is a messenger RNA of Symbiodinium sp. CCMP2592, 762 nucleotides long. NCBI's taxonomy places the organism in Eukaryota, Dinophyceae, Suessiales, Symbiodiniaceae. The record is from the annotation of a GenBank genome assembly.